AUGGUUCAGAAUUAUGAUUGCUACAAUGCUCACAAUUUGGUAACUCGGCCAGAAAGUGGUUCGUGUAUUGAUCACAUAUUCAGUAAUGUAUCUGAGAAGUUGUUUGUUGACUCGAUAGAGUGUGAUCUAACCGACCAUAAUUUACUGUCUUGUAAAUACGUUACUAAGAAGGUAGAGAAAGAAAAUUUGGUGACUUUGAGAAAGUUUUGUGACUACAGAAAGGCUAAGGAAAUUUUAAAGGAGACGCUUCCAGAGAACUAUGACGACUUGAAUGUUUCUGAGUUGGCAGAUGAACUAAUGGCUUGUAUGGGGGCUGCAAUGGAUCAGUCCACAACAGUGAAGGAAAGUGUAACAAUGCUGCAAUUCGAUAUGGCACCCUGGAUUAAUAAAAACCUUCAGAGGCUAAUUUUGUUAAAACGUAAAUUGUUGGAAAGACGCAGAAAGGUGAAGCGUAGGGAAAAUAGUGUUAAUGAGGCUUUAAGACGGAUAGGCCGAAUCAUAAAAAUAGCGAGUAAAGUAUCUAGGGAGAAUUAUUAUGCAGAAAAUUUGAAGGAAUUAGGCAGUGAUACAAGAAAAUGUUGGAGUUUUAUAAAUAAAUCACUUUCGAGGUUCAAAAAGACUGAAAUAAGUUUGAAAAAUCUUGAAGGGAAUGUAAUAGUUGAUGAUAAUGAUAUAGCUAAUUGUUUGAAUAAUUAUUUUACAAAUAUUGCUGCAGAGCUAAGGAGGCAAAUAUGUAUAAAUCCUGACGAUACAGUUAAUGCACUUCGGACUCUUUGUAGGUCGAAUUCUGAUUUUCAAAUUAGUAGUAUCAGUCAGAGUGAUGUGCUAUCUAUAAUAGCAGGAAUGGAAGGUAAUAAGAGUCCGGGAUAUGAUAACAUAUCAGCAAAGUUUGUAAAGGAAUGUGCACAGGAAUUGGCUCCAACUUUCGUUCACCUUUUUAAUAAGAUGGUUUCUUCAUCCAUUUACCCAAAUUGUUUAAAAAUUCACAAGGUAGUGCCUAUACCGAAGAAAAGUAAUGCUAGCUCCAUUGAUGACUAUCGUCCAGUUGCUGUUUUGUCGAUUGUAGAUAAAAUAAUAGAGAAAGUUUUGUUUCAUAAGCUGUCGGACUAUUUUGAAGGAAAUAAUUUACUCUACGACUUACAAUUUGGAUUUAGGAAGGGUUGUAGUACAGUUGAUGCGGUGGUAAAUGUUACUCAGUACAUUUGUUCUGGACUUGAUAAUGGUUUCAAUGGAGUGGCUGCUAUAUUUUUUGAUCUUACCAAGGCUUUUGAUCUAGUUGAUCACGAUAUUUUAAUUCAGAAAUUAAAAUAUUAUGGGUCUCAUUUGAAUUACAUGGCAGUUACAUAUGCGUACAACAAGCACAAUAGUUCUUUAAAAUCUCUGCAAUGCAUGCAGAAUAAGGCCUUGAAAAUUAUUUACAAUUUGCCACUAAGAUACCCCACUGUGUCACUGUUUAAUGAUUAUGCGACAACAAAAACUCUUCAAGCCACAGAGGCACUACACGAUUGUGACGUCUAUAAAACUGAGCUAAGAAAAUACAAGGGUGAGCUGAAAAAUGCUCAGAACAAAUCCAAUGUGGAAUCCUGCAGCUCCGUGGAGGCCUCUUUGCCAAGGAAGACCCUACCCACGAAACCUAUUACGAUAGAAUACAUUCAGAAAUCGGAGAAUAUAUCAAUUGUGAUGUCUAGUGAGGGAACACUAGAACUACUCGUUGACACACAUUUCCUGAGAGCUCUCCAACAGACAACGUGGCGCCAGAAGAGGUUAGCUUUGAUACGCAUACGUCGAAGAUUGUUGGCUGUGUCUGAGUCGCUAAUCCUUUGGGAGACAAAUAGUUAUGACUCCUUCAAAUGGCCAAGCCCUGAUGAUAUAUCACCGGUUGAAUAA
This is a messenger RNA of Stomoxys calcitrans (stable fly), 1887 nucleotides long. RefSeq lists its product as uncharacterized. The transcript has 4 exons. Lineage: Eukaryota; Metazoa; Arthropoda; Insecta; Diptera; Muscidae. The coding region runs from base 1 to 1887 and encodes 628 amino acids. The record is from RefSeq and is a predicted model, not a curated record.